Messenger RNA from Salpingoeca rosetta, 1612 nucleotides. RefSeq lists its product as uncharacterized. The transcript has a single exon. The coding region runs from base 435 to 1340 and encodes 301 amino acids. Lineage: Eukaryota; Choanoflagellata; Craspedida; Salpingoecidae. The record is from RefSeq and is a predicted model, not a curated record.
CGCGCAAUUGGGUGCUACGAAAAUUGGCGCAUAUCUUCACAAUAUCGUCAUCGUUACCUCAUAGCUGCUGCUGUGUUUGUUUGUUGCUGUCGUUCUGCACAGCGUGAACCCGUCCCCCCACGGUUGUGUUUUGUUGUGUUGGUUGGUUGGUUGGUCGCACUUUUGGAGCUACGUCCCCGGCGUCACCCUACCUACCGUUGUGCUGUUGUAGUUCACUGUCCAUCCAUUGUUCUCUUCGUCUCAGAUCACAGUUAAGUCUGUUGUUCCCUUGUCGCAUCACGCCACUGAACUCCCCACCGUUGUUUCGUCUUCGUCUACUUUUGUCUUCCCUUGUUCUUCUCUUUGUCUUGUUGUUCUUGUGUUCCGACGUUCAUUCUUCUCUUCUUCUUCUUCGUUGUCUUCACCCAUAUCAUCACGUCACUGACCAACCAAGCAUGAACUGGCAAUAUGACUUGGCGGUUGCUGCCGUGAGCUUUGUGGUGUUCUACCUGCUGGAUGAGCUGAUUGUGAAGACGGGCUUCUUCCCAAAGAGCGACAAGAACGGCCGCUACUUCACACUGCAUGUUGUGUGCAACCUCGUGGUGACGCUGGUGCACGUGGACGACCUCCUCUUCACCUACAUGCACCCGAUGGAGGCCGCCUUUGUGGAGUGCGACUGCUUCGGCACCGACGUCAUGUUCGCGCUGCACGUGUACCACAUGGUCGCCUUCCUGCCCCUCGCCUACGUGGACUGGCUGCACCACAUCAUCAUGAUUGGCAUCACGCUGCCCAUGUCCUACAUUGUGCAGCCGGGCUCGCUGCUGGGCCACGGCACCUUCUACGCGACCGGCCUGCCGGGCGGCAUCGACUACGCCAUGCUGGUUGCCGUGAAGAAGGGGUGGAUGAAGUCCGUCACGGAGAAGCGCUACAACAGCAACAUCCAGCAGUGGAUCCGGUCCCCGGGCUGCGUCAUCGACGCCUUCCUCGUCUGGAUCAGCUGGGUGGAGUACUGCCGCCGCGCAGACGCAGGCAUGUCCCCCAUCACGCCAAACACGUCGCUGUACAACACGGCGCCGCGCUGGGUCAUCUUCGUCAUCACCUUCUUCAACCUGGCCACCAUCUUCUGGAACGGCCCCUACUUCUCCAAGCGCGUCAUCGAGUCGCACACCCGCCACGCCCUGCGCGACAAGCUGCGCCGUGAACUGGAGGAGGAGCUGGCUGCUGGUGGUGGUGCUGCCAGGAGCACGACGACGGGCAAGCAAACCUCCACAGCGGCCCCAGCAGGCAAGAAGCCUGCCAACGGCACUGCCGCUGCUGGUGCUGCUGCACCUGGUGCUCGUCGACGUGCCAAGGCAGACUAAGCCAGGCAAGCCAGCAGAGAAGCAAGCAAGUGACAAGGGGGGGGGGGCUGCCACCCUCUGGUGGUUGGGACUCCUGCGGCCUUGUGUUGUGUGAUGUGAUGUGGUGUUGCUUGGUUGUGUGCGAGGGGUGUGUGCGUGCAUGUUCGUUUGUGCGAGUGGUUCGGAUGGUGGUGUUACGGUACUGGUUGUGACUCUUGGCCUUUUGGACAUCUUCGUUACAUGCAUCAGCGUGUCAACGCUGACCACCAAAUAGAAGACAACAACAGUUCACA